AUGGGGCCGCGCGAACUCAGCCAUCACUCGAAGUUUCCGAUGAUGCUGCGACUUCACGGCAGCAUCACACCUAAGCUUGUUAUACCCGUUUUGCUGGUAGGCGGGUGGGCCACCGCCGUUACUUGCAUCUCGAAGCUUGUAUAUGACCUUGGAACCGACCAAGUCUUCAUCACCGUACUAGGCUUUGUCGUCAGUCUGGCCCUCAGCGUCCGCAGUUCUACCUCGAUGGACCGCUACUUCCAAGGUCGACAGCUUUGGGGGCGCCUCCGACUCGCAUCGCACAUCUUGGCUCGUCUGAUAUGGAUACACGCUGAAGAGAGACAUGGUGCUGAUGCGGGGUUGGGGAAGCAAGAUCUGCUCGGCAAGGUCAGCUGCUUGAACCUGAUCGUGGCUUUCGCUGUCGCAGUGAAGCACAAACUGCGGUUUGAGCCAGGAACGCAUUAUGAGGAUCUGAAGCACCUGGUCGGUCAUCUGGACACCUUUGCGCAAGCAGCGGAUAUGCCUGCGCCCGACCCUCCGAGCGCUUUCAGGCGGACUUGUCAGCUACUCGGCAUGCCCAUGGCGACGCCCAACCCACGCAAACACGUCAAGCAAUCGCGCGUGCCUCUCGGUGACCUACCCCUUGAGAUUUUAUCUCACCUCUCUGCGUACAUGAAAGUUCUAUACGACAACGGCACGUUGAGAGACUACAGUAUCUAUCAAACCCAGACUUUGGACUCGCUGACAAUCAUGGACGAAGUGUCGUGUGGCACGGAGAGAAUCCUGAACACACCGCUUCCACUUGCGUACUCCAUCGCCAUAUCCCAGGUCACUUGGCUGUACAUUCUGUUGCUGCCGUUCCAAUGCUACAACAGCUUAGGCUGGAUCACCAUCCCUGCAUGUGUGGUCGCAGCGUACAUCAUUCUGGGUAUCGCUUUCAUCGGCCGUGAGAUCGAAGACCCUUUCGGACACGACGUCAAUGACCUACCUCUGGAUGCCUUCUGCCAGCAAAUCCGCCAAGACCUUGACAUUAUCAUGUCACGCGUUGCGCCUCUCGUCAACGACUUUAUGGGUCGUGAAGAAAACAUGCCGCUGUAUCCCCUUUCAUAUCUGAGCACGAGAGCAUGGGCAAACAAGUCGCCAGAUGAGAUACAUGUCGCUUUGUCGCAGAAGGUAGGUCUCCAUCAUCCCAUGGUUGAACGCGGUGAGAACCCGGUGCCACCUACGCAAGGAAGAUUAAGUGGCGUAGAUAGCUGGGUGGAGAAGGGUGGAGCAGGACCGAUCGGCACGACAGGUCACUACAGAAGAAAACACGGAAGUGUUUAG
Molecule: messenger RNA, 1305 nt
Organism: Alternaria arbusti
Lineage: Eukaryota; Fungi; Ascomycota; Dothideomycetes; Pleosporales; Pleosporaceae
Exons: 2
Coding region: 1-1305 (434 amino acids)
Molecular function (GO): chloride channel activity
Source: RefSeq, a predicted model, not a curated record